UUCAAACUAUGAACGACACAACCGGAAGUGUAGAGUAGUAGUAGCAGCUUACGCUCAAAGCAGUUAGCUUUAGCAGCAGUUAGCGUCGGGAUUAAUAAUCUGAUUAAAAAACAUUUAAUUCUCCACGUCGAGUUUCUAGGAAGAAAAGCGCAACAAUGUCCGAAAGAAAAGUGUUGAACAAAUACUACCCUCCGGACUUUGAUCCGUCCAAAAUCCCCAAACUGAAACUCCCCAAAGAUCGUCAGUACGUGGUCAGACUGAUGGCUCCGUUCAACAUGAGGUGUAAAACGUGUGGCGAGUACAUCUACAAGGGGAAGAAGUUCAAUGCACGCAAAGAGACGGUUCAGAAUGAGCUGUACAUGGGACUGCCCAUCUUUCGUUUCUACAUCAAAUGUACUCGGUGUCUUGCUGAGAUUACGUUUAAGACUGACCCAGAGAACACAGACUACGCAAUGGAGCAUGGCGCAACACGAAACUUCCAGGCAGAGAAACUGAUUGAGGAGGAGGAGAAGAGAAUUACACAGGAGAGGGAGGAAGAGGAGCUGAACAACCCCAUGAAGGUUUUGGAGAACCGCACAAAGGAUUCCAAGAUGGAGAUGGAGGUUCUGGAGAACCUCCAGGAGCUGAAGGAGCUGAACCAGAGGCAGGCUCAGGUGGACUUUGAGGGAAUGAUCGACCGGUACAGAGAGCUGGAGAGGCAAGAGAAGGAAAGGGAGAAAGAAGAGGAUGAGCGAGAGACAAAAGAGAUGUUGGAUCGUGCCCUUGUGAAAAGACUCAGAGACUCUGACUCUGGCUCGGAGAAGGAAGAGGAGAGCUUGCAGCCAAAUAAAUCCAGCACAGACAAACCCACAGACAUACUCACCACUGACAGAUCCACAGAGGCGCAGGGAACCUCAUCUGGAGGAGUGAAGAGGGCCAAGGUGGAGAGCUGGGAGAGGAGUGUGGGGACACUGGGUGGUCGAGGGGCACUGGGGUCCCUGGUCGUACGAAAGAAACCAGCAGCAACUAUCAACAAACCCAGUCCUGUGACUGCUGCUGCUGCUGCUGCUGCUACUGCAACAUCACAAACAGAUCCAAAGGCAUCUACAGCCGACUCUGAGACUGCCUCGAAGCCUGUCACCACGCAAAAUGGUUCAUCAUCUCUCAGCCUGCUGGGGGCGUAUUCAGACAGUGACAGCAAUGACAGCGAAUGAAAAGAAGAUGCUUGGCCUAGAUUUUCAUUUGAGUGACUGACACACAAUUAUGUGUAUAAUGCUGCACAGAAAACACGUGUAAAGCAGUUUGUGGGUCUCAAUGUGUUGGUGGACAGUCAUUAGCAGGAAUUAUAUUGUCUGUUGAAACCCAGUGAAACAAUAAUAAUCCUCCUUAGCUGAUCCACUGGUUCAUGGACGUGUUCUUCCUGACAAUUUAACCUCAGAAAUUGAUUUUUUGUGAGGCAAAUUUG
Molecule: messenger RNA, 1444 nt
Organism: Larimichthys crocea (large yellow croaker)
Lineage: Eukaryota; Metazoa; Chordata; Actinopteri; Sciaenidae
Gene: yju2
Product: YJU2 splicing factor homolog
Exons: 8
Coding region: 156-1193 (345 amino acids)
Biological process (GO): mRNA splicing, via spliceosome
Cellular component (GO): U2-type catalytic step 1 spliceosome
Source: RefSeq, a predicted model, not a curated record